AUGAAAUUCGUAGAAAACGAGAAAGGUUAUGAAAAUGAGACGAACAAUCGUGACGAGUUGAUAUUCAGUGCGAGCGAAACUGAAGUGCAGAGUGCCUCAUCGUUGCUUGCCAAACAUGAUUUGGGAAGGUUAACGAUCAAAGAGUAUCGAGGUAACGUUUGA
Molecule: messenger RNA, 162 nt
Organism: Anisakis simplex (herring worm)
Lineage: Eukaryota; Metazoa; Nematoda; Chromadorea; Rhabditida; Anisakidae
Source: the annotation of a GenBank genome assembly